CGGCCGCUGGCGCUCGGGCCGCCGCUCUGUGCCGCGCUCCGCACUCGGCCCGCAGCUGUGCAGUGCCCGGUGCGGACUGGCCAUGGGCGGCCUGUGGAUGGCGCUGCUGUGCGCGCUGGCAGGGCUGGUGCCCGGGGCCCGGGGCGGCUGCUUGGAGAGGGGACGCUGCUGCCCCGGCCGUGACCCCACCUGCUUCGUCCAGGGCUGGAGGCAGGACAGGGUCUUCGGGAAGUGCUACUGCGACCAGGAGUGCCACCUCAUCGGGGACUGCUGCUUCGACUACGACAGGGCGUGCCCAGCUCGCCCGUGCGUCGUGGGAGAGUGGAGCCCCUGGAGCGGCUGCGCGGACCGGUGCAAGCCGUCGACCCGCGUCCGCAGGCGCGAGGUGCGGCAGGAGCCCCAGAACGGCGGCGAGCCCUGCCCGGCCCUGGAGGAGAGAGCCAGCUGCCUGGAGUACACGUCGCCCCAGGGCCAGGAGUGCGGGACCGUCUUUGUCCCCGCCCUUAUAACUACCUCUGCAUUCAACAAGGAGAGGAUGAGAAAAAUCCCAUCUCCAAACUGGUCUUCACAGCAAGAAGCUCCUGGCUACUGUAUGGAGUUCAGGACAGAAUCAUACACAUCUCACUGCAGUAUGGAAAACCGACCCCUGACUCGAUGGAUGCAGUAUAUCCGGGAGGGGUACACAGUCUGUGUUGACUGCCAACGCCCUGCUAUGAAUGCUGUGAGCCACCGUUGCUCUGGAGACGGCCUGGACUCCGACGGAAGUCAAACUCUCCACUGGCAAGCUAUUGGCAAUCCUCGAUGUCAAGGAACUUGGAAAAAAGUUCGACGAGUUGACCACUGUUCUUGUCCAGAGGUCCACAGUUUCAUUUUUAUAUAGAGUGUCACGUAAAUAUUUCAAAAUGUUUGCAAACAUGCUCUACAGAUGUUGUCAAGUUAUAUUCAACACUUCAAAAACCUGCCCAAAACUGUUCAACCCAGGUGGUUGAAUGUGUCACUUUCCCCCUUUGAAAUGGAGAAGGAAAAUAUAGGGCCUGGUUCCCAAGACACACAGUACCUUAAUUGUUAUUUUUAUGUUUAUUGACUUGAGGACCCUGCUGAAAGCUUCUUGUCCCCUUUGUGGCUUGUGUUCCCCUUCUUCCCCUGGUGAGUUCCCAUUCACUAGCCCACACAGAUGCAGAGUAUUUGUCUAUUUGCACUAAAAUUACCAUAAUAUCCUUUUUUUAAGUUGGUAAUUUAUUGUUUAAGUCAUUGGUGCUUUAAAUCUUAAUUCUCUAAUUUCUAAAAAUAUUUUCUUUUAAAUACAUAGAUAUAUCCACAGUUUUAUGCGUCCCCAUGUUACUCCAUAAAUUCUAAAAUAAUGAUUUUAAGAAAACUGCCACAAACUAUUUCCAAAAGGGAGGUUAAGACUAAAAGCAUUAGAGUUACAAAAACUAAGAGGUGAAAAAUAUGUAUUCUGAAUAAAGACUUUUCAAUUAAAAAGAUCAAUAUUUAUUCAAGUUUGCUUAGCUGUUAUAAUUUUUAUAAAGAGCAAUUUUGGCUGCAAAGAAUAAAACAAUUGUUUUAAUUGUGAUAAUUCCAUCAGCAGUAUCACCUAAGUUUAUUUUCAAGGUUUAGAGCCAGAGGAGCAAUAUUUUCACUGUGUCUUCAUUUAAAUGUCAAAGUUGCUUUUGUGAUAAAUUUAACUCCUCAGAAAUUAAUAAACAUUUUGAGUCUCAUCAAUGUUAGGGACUUCAAGUUUACUAUUAACAUUUUAAGGUCAUAUUAAACUUUUUGGGGGGUUAGGGCAGGGGUCCAUUCCCAGUGAUGCUCAGGGCUUACUACUGGCAGUGCUCAAGGAGACCAUAUGAGGUUCUGGGAAGCUGUAGGCAAAGCAAGUACCAUAACUUGGUACUCUCUCCAGCCCAUAUUAGAAAUAUUGUUAAGCAAUUUUGAAGAUACAGCUGAAAAUUUCCAAUGUAACCUAAGUCUUGUUAUAAUAAAUAAUUUUUUAUAAUUCACAUGUUAGAAGCUUUGUGUUUUUGCUAUAAAAAUGAAAAAAAAAUGAAUACCAUUCCAAAUGAAUACCAGUGGAAUAGAUGAAUACCAAACAGGAUGAGUAACAUUUCACCAAAAAAAAUAAAAAGCCAAAAAACCCUUCAGACUUGACAGGCUUAGAUUUGAAAACUAAAAGAUACAAAUAUUUAUGGUUCUAAUAUGUUAUCACAUUUAACAUAUUUGACUUGCAUAAAACCAA
This is a messenger RNA of Sorex araneus (European shrew), 2236 nucleotides long. RefSeq names its product somatomedin B and thrombospondin type 1 domain containing (gene SBSPON). The transcript has 5 exons. Bases 83 to 880 code for a protein of 265 amino acids. The record is from RefSeq and is a predicted model, not a curated record. NCBI's taxonomy places the organism in Eukaryota, Metazoa, Chordata, Mammalia, Eulipotyphla, Soricidae.